AGAACACACGGGUACACCGCUGAGACCAGAACUAGAACACACGGGUACACCGCUGAGACCAGAAGUCAAAGGGUUUUAAAAGUGAGACUGACUACGAUGUAAAGUAGGAGCAGCAGAAGCUGUGUAUGUAAUGAAUGUUGGAUGACAGCAUUGCUGUGACGUUCCUCCUGCAGGGUCUGAUCUUUGUGGUGGACAGCAACGACAGAGAGAGAGUAGCAGAGUCUGCUGAGGAGCUCUCGAAGAUGAUCCAGGAGGACGAGCUGAAGGAGGCGGUUCUUCUGGUUUUUGCUAACAAACAGGAUCUUCCAAACGCGAUGGUCGUCAGUGAACUCACCGACAAACUGGGUCUGCACAGCCUUCGCAACAGAACUUGGUACGUCCAGGCCACCUGUGCCACUCAGGGUACCGGUCUGUACGAGGGUCUGGACUGGCUGUCCAAUGAGCUGUCGAAGCACUAGACCACCUGACAGGAAACAGGAAGCAGCAGACUGAUGUCAUCGUCGAGUGAUGUCAUCGACGGGUGGCUGUGUACAAAGUGAUGAAGAGGAGGGGGGGGGGGCGUUUACCCGAACUGUUUUUUGUUUUUUUAAAUUAUUAAUGUGUCGACUGUAAGAGGAAGUGAUGUCACAGACUCUGAGCUCAUCCUCUUCUUCUGUUCUUCCUGUUAGAGUUGUUCGUUUUCUUUUAUUCCGCAUGUUUCAGAAUCAUGUGACAGGAAAUGAUGAAUGGGAGGGGUGUGGCUUUUCACAGGUACAGUGUGCCUGUGGGCGGGGCUAAUUACAGGUGACAGUUUCCAGGGGGCGGGCUUAUCUACAGGUGACAGUUUCCAGGGGCGGGCUUAUCUACAGGUGACAAUUACCUGGGGGCGGAGUUAUCGAGAGGUGAUAGGCAUGGUUACCUGCAGGUGACAUUUAACCCCCUGCCCACAUAACUACAGGUAGCAGGGGGCGUGGUUACCUACAGGUGACAGUUGGGGGCGUGGUUACCUACAGGCGACAGUUAGCUGGUCGUGUGACUCAUUCCACUGAGCCUGAAGGCCUCGUCAUUCCUCCACAAUGUGAAGAAGCAAGACGAUGAUGCAAUAAAGGUUUUUUUUUUCUUCUCAGCAGUUUGACAGAUUUUUGCUUUUAUAAAAACUUGAAGGUGGAAAGAGUCAAAUAUUUAAGUAUUUGACUCGUUUGUGUUAAAACUUUUUUUUAUGUCCCAACAUGAUAAAUUUGUAUUUGAACAAAUCAAA
Anarrhichthys ocellatus (wolf-eel) is the source of this 1237-nucleotide messenger RNA. RefSeq names its product ADP-ribosylation factor 4-like. Gene Ontology annotation, molecular function: GTP binding; GTPase activity. The transcript is spliced from 3 exons. NCBI's taxonomy places the organism in Eukaryota, Metazoa, Chordata, Actinopteri, Perciformes, Anarhichadidae. The record is from RefSeq and is a predicted model, not a curated record. Bases 135 to 458 code for a protein of 107 amino acids.